AUGUUGCUGCUAGUCCUGUUGCUGGCGCAGUCCGCGCACGCGCAGUACGAGCCGAAGAAAGAUGAUGGCGUCGACGUGCUGACCACGCCCAUGCACGGCGAGGCUUGUGGAUACGCGAGCUGCCUGCCCAUCCAGCCAGGUUGGCUAAACGUGCACAUCGUGCCUCAAACACACAGCGAGCUGGGACACGGAUACAAUUUUCAUCAACAUUUCACGGGAGAGGAUCCACCCUUUCCGAAGAACAGCAUAAACAUGAAGAGGAUCCUGGAUUCCAUACUCACAGAAUUAUGGAACAAUGUUCAUCGCAGGUUCACACUGUCGGACACGGCAUAUCUUUUCCAUUGGUGGAAAAAUCGACAUCCGGCAGUCCAUCGUAUGAUGUACCAGCUAGUCCGUCAAGGCCGCCUGACUAUAGUGGGCGGUGGUCUUGGUGUCACCGAUGAAGCCUCCACCAACUACCACGCCAUCAUCGACCAGUUCAGCUACUCACUCAGGAAACUGAACGCUACGUUCCGGGCAUGUGCGCGCCCUCUAGUGGCGUGGGCGGCAGACGUGUAUGGACAUUCAAGGGAGUUCACCUCUCUGAUGGCGCAGAUGGGAUACGACGCAUUAUUCAUAAACCCAAUCAGCUACGACGAGGAAGUAGCGCGCAUGCGUCGCAAAUCACUAGAGUUCCUGUGGCGCGGCAGCGACGACCUUGGUCCGUCGACAGACAUGUUCACCCAUAACUUAUUCGACGGAUACUGGGCGCCCCCUGGCUUCUGCUUCAGCAAGCUGUGUUCCGACCCAUUGCUGGUCACCUCGAGCCAGCUGUUUUCUGACGUACAGGAUCGGGUAGACAAGUUCAUCGAAGGCGUGCUGUACCGCCAAGCGCCGAACUUCGAAACGCGGAACGUGAUGGUCAUCAUGGGGCAUCGAAAGGCCUACGCAGAUGCUCACGUCUGGUUCGAUAACAUCGAGAAACUAAUCGGGUACGUAUCUCGUCAAGUUCCUAGAUUUUCUAUUAACCACGGCUCGCUAAGGAAGCCUUUAAACGCCAUUUUUUAUUUAAAAGAUUUUUUUUUUCCCAGUUACACGAAUUGGAGGGCAGCCCAGAAACAACUAAACGUAACUCUGUUCUUCUCGAACCCGCCGUGCUACCUGGCCGCUGUUCACGACGAGAACCCGGAGUUGGAGACGAAACAGGACGAUUUCUUCCCGUACGUGCACGACAAGGACAGCUAUACGGUUGGCAUGUACUCUUCCAGGCCUACAUUUAAGUACCUCAUCAGAGAAGCACAUGUCUACCUGCAGAUAGCGAAGCAAAUGCAAAUUACUGCCAACAUGGGGCCGUAUACAAAGAUGUUCGAAGACUUCAACUGGGUCAUGGGGGUGGUCCAAGACCACAGCGUGGCGUCCGGGGUACUGCGGGACCGGGUGAAGCAAUACUACACGAGCAAAAUCGACGCGGCCGUCACCAAAUCUACGGAUUUUAUUUCUAAAGCUUUUACUAAGCUACGCUCGAGUCCUAAGCAUGUGACGUACUACCGAUGCCAGUUUAACAUAUCUUCGUGUUAUGGGUCCCGCUUCAUCAAGUAUAGCGUGAGUAUUUCAACAUAUCUUCAUGUUACGGUUCCCGCUUCAUCAAGUAUAGGGUGUAUAGGAAACUUGAACUUACGGGGGGUUGCGUAUCUUUUUAUCUGUAAAAACCGAAAACGGAGACGCACCCGCUCCUUCGACGUAGGGCAGUAUGCAUCGCCCCGUUAUAGGCGGUGCUGCCGCUGGUCGGGUUUAAAGACGUUAGUAGGGGCGACUUCAUCCCCUAAUACCCGUCUCGGUCCCCCUGGGGCGAGUUAUGUAAACACAUUUCCACAGCGUAGAAAAAUGAUAACAAGACCCGGUUUUCAUAGUGUAGAUUUAGUGAUAAAUGUGAUAAUGUUAAGUUCUGACUUGCAGAUCCAAGUGUACAACCCACUGGGCUGGCCCGUGACCACGCCUGUGCGGCUUCCCGUCUAUCCAACUAACAGCGUGUUUAAGGUCUACGGCAAUGAAGGCGAAGAAGUCAAAUCAGCGACAAUAAGAUUGCCAGACACAAUAUUAAGAAUUAAAGGGCGCCCAAGCGCAGACUACGAAGUGGUUUUCAUAGCGGCCAAUAUUCCACCGGUGGGAUUCCGGUCCUAUUAUAUAGAAGCACAGUUCUUUAAAGGUAAAAUGUUAAUUGAAAGAGGGGGUGAAAGAAGCGAAGAUUAUGAAGAUGAUACACAAGAGAAAACAAUGCCAUUUACUUGGAAAGAUAGUAAACAACAAUCUAGACCAAGGAAAUAUAAACAUGAAAUGAAAGUAUUGGGUUUAACAGCCAAUAAACGAGAGAAGAAAAUGAUUGCACCUAAAGCACAUAAUACCCAGAAUAUUACUAAACAUGCGAACGGAUUACAAAUGGUAGCUACAGAGGUAUUAAAAGAUACUGCUAAUAAUUACAUGAAGGAUAGGAUUCAUGUUGAAGACGUAGAUAAUUAUCAAAUAGAAAGUACUACAGGAGGAGAAAUUAUGCUUCCAAUGCUAAAGGAAUUUACUACCGAAGCGGGAGUUAUGCUUCCCAUGCUAAGAGACUUUUUACAAAAAUCGAAAGUUCUUAAUAAAUUAGAGUUCGUCGACACUGAAAAAGAACUAUUAUCAUCGCAUGAGUUAGAACAUGAACCUGUUACAGAGACUGAAUUUGAGACUACAAAUACAACUGAAGCAGAUAUAAAAAUCCCUUUUAGGAAAAACAUCACGAGAUUCAGUGACAUACAAGACAUAAUGGUAGAACCGGAUAUAAAAGUACCUAUUAUUCGCCCAACAAAAGGACCAACUAAAAAAAUACCACAUCGAAUAAAACCAGAAGAGCCUUAUUUUAGACCGUUUACGACAACUGCGGAACCAGAUAUAAGAGUAUUUACGCCGACCAGAGACAGAUCAGAUAUAAAGAUAUUAGUAAAUACAGAUAUAAAAGUACCAGUUAACAAAUCCACAGUUAAAACUAAGGCCAGGAAAUUUUCAGAAUCAGUAGAAUUUGAAGCAGGUAGAACAGAAUCAUUAGCGAUAGUGCCCGUUCAAACGACUUCAACAACAUCUGCAGUGUAUGUAGCGGAAUGGUCUAGCACAACUGAAUCAGUAUUAGUAGUACCAGUUAGGAAAAUGUGGGAACAAGUUACAGUUGAACCAAAGUUAAAACUCGAAAUGGAACGUCAAGAUGCUGAAACAAAAAAUAAUGAAGAAAUUCUAGAAUAUACAACUGAAUCUGUAAAUCUGCCAGUCAAUGAAGCACAGUUAGAAAAAAAAGUACAAAAUGUAAUACCACAGGCUUUUAACGUAGAAGCGAGUAGAAAUGCCGAUUUAGUUGAUACUGACCCGAUAGUAGACACAGGGGCCCAGAACGAAGACAUUGAGCAAAUUGAAAAUUCAGAAAGGUUUAGAACAUAUUCAUUAACCACUGAAGAGGUAGAAACUUUCGUACCAUACUUACAAACUACAGAAGAAAUUGAGCGAGUUCCAAAUGAAGAAAAUGUUGAAUCAACCACUGGCGUAGAAUCUACUACAACUCAGAGUACCGAUUACAUUUACAUAUCUAGUUCCACUGACAAUAUUAGAUCUACUGAAGCAUAUGACACUAAAAUAUUGUCUGUGUCUCCACUUCCAAUGGCAACUGGAACUACAAAUUUUGCUGUACCUACCGAUAUUGCUGAUCCUAAUGAAAAGUAUUUCAAAGUCGAUGAUGGAAGCCGAUUGUUCAUUGGAAACAAGUACGUACGCGUCAACCUCGACAAAAGACGCCGUGUCUCCAGUAUCUUCCUCCGAAACGGAGUGCGCAUUAACCUUGAAAUCCUCAUGUUCCACUACGUGUCCGACGACCCCGCGAAGUUUGACAUCAGGACAGUACCAAGAAGAGACAUUAAACCACCUGGAGCGUACAUCUUCAGGCCUAUUGACCCAUACAUUAUUAGGUCGGAGGACAAAUACGAUGUCGACAUUAUAAAGACAGACAUAGUUGAGGAAAUGCAUAUAACUUUUAGCAAUUGGACGUCUUUGCAGCUGCGGUUGUAUGUGGAUAGCCCGGUUAUUGAACUUCACUGGUUGGUCGGCCCAAUCCCGACAGACGAUGGACUGGGAAAGGAGGUGUUCAUCCGAUACAAAACCGACUUGGACCACGACGGUGCCUUUUACACGGACUCCAGCGGACGACAGACCAUCAAGCGUAUCAGAGGAAGGAGGGCCACGUAUGAGCCUGUAGAUUUGGACCCUAUCACAGGCAACCUGUACCCCGUGACGUCGAAGAUCUACAUCGAAGACCAGAGGAAAAACAUCCGUUUCUCAGUCUUCAACGAUCGAUGUCAAGCCGGCGGCGCUUUGAUAGAUGGCGCCAUUGAUCUCAUGCUACAUCGAAGGAUUCUUACCGAUGAUAUAGGCUUUGGAGCGUUUUUGAACGAGACAGAAAACAACGAACCAAUCAGAGCAGCCGGAACCCACUAUCUCUACCUCUCGAAGGCGCACAGAAACAAAAUUUUCGAAAAGAAAUUCGCUAAAGAAAUAGCCUUGGCUCCCCGCGUUUUAACUUCUAGCCAUCGAAUGUACACAGACGAUAUGAGAAAACAGUUUUACGAUAGCAAAAAUGAAUUUAGCGCUCUUAAAGACAAAUUACCUCUUGGCGUGCAUCUUUUAACUCUAGAAAGAAUAACACCAGAAGAAAUGUUAGUACGACUUGAAAAUUACUUGGAAAAAGUAGACGCGACCAGCGAUGGAGUUCGAUAUGUGCGUUUAAGGGAUUUGUUUAGAGAUAUAAAGGUAGUGUGGUUGAAAGAAACUUUGUUAGCUGGUAAUAUGUACAAGGAUCAUUGGAAUCCGACGCAAUGGAGAAAGAAGAAUUCGUUUUAUAGAAGAUUUAAUGAUUAUUAUGGUAGUAGUAAUGAUACAUUUGAAGAAGAACACUUGGAAAUAGGUGACGAGUUGGGUGGGAGAGGGGUUAGGUUAGCUCCGCAGCAGAUCAGAACGUUUAUUGUUAAAUAUAAAUAUAAUAAAAUAUAAGAUUUAAAACGGCUUUUUUUAUUUUUUGUACUAUUGCCAGUAGGGAGACACUGUAGCGUUCGGGCGUUCUCGGCUACGUUCGGCUCAGCAUUGCUACGAACAAUUACUACGGUUGACAGAACUUGAGGUUCCUUUGCGUGCACA
This is a messenger RNA of Cydia pomonella (codling moth), 5184 nucleotides long. RefSeq names its product lysosomal alpha-mannosidase-like. Gene Ontology annotation, cellular component: lysosome. Gene Ontology annotation, molecular function: carbohydrate binding; alpha-mannosidase activity. Gene Ontology annotation, biological process: mannose metabolic process. The coding region runs from base 1 to 5040 and encodes 1679 amino acids. The transcript is spliced from 21 exons. The record is from RefSeq and is a predicted model, not a curated record. NCBI's taxonomy places the organism in Eukaryota, Metazoa, Arthropoda, Insecta, Lepidoptera, Tortricidae.